AUGUUGCGUGAACAUAUCCAGCAUAUAAGAAUAUGCAUAUCCAUUGUUGUCAGCGCUCCCGGUUGCGGCCCUCCCCAUGGUACCAUCUCCCAUCAUUUUAUGAAAAUGGCACUCAAAACAUUUAGUUACGCGGCAUCAACAACAAGUGCACGUUCCCCGCCUUCUUCCCCCCUACCCCAACAUUACAUUCCUCGAGUCACGUCGGAGUAUGCGAGGACACAAAACGCUACUUUUCUAAAUUCGACAGGCCGUAUCACUCCAUAG
Molecule: messenger RNA, 264 nt
Organism: Trypanosoma brucei brucei TREU927
Lineage: Eukaryota; Euglenozoa; Kinetoplastea; Trypanosomatida; Trypanosomatidae
Exons: 1
Coding region: 1-264 (87 amino acids)
Source: RefSeq, a predicted model, not a curated record